This is a messenger RNA of Solanum tuberosum (potato), 1761 nucleotides long. RefSeq names its product WEB family protein At5g16730, chloroplastic-like. The record is from RefSeq and is a predicted model, not a curated record. The transcript has a single exon. Lineage: Eukaryota; Viridiplantae; Streptophyta; Magnoliopsida; Solanales; Solanaceae. Bases 1 to 1761 code for a protein of 586 amino acids.
AUGGGAAAAUUUGAGGAGGAGGUUAGGCAGAUGAAAGAGGUAGCUCAUGAAGCUCAGGCAAUGGAUUUAGUAUACAAUUUCAAGAAAAGGGUUCAUGAACUAGAAGCUGAAGUAGCAAAUAGACGAUUAUCGGAGUCUAGAAUAUUCGAUUCAUUGGCCUCACAGACAAGGGAAUUUGAGCAAACUAAGAUUGAACUUGAAGAAUCCAAAGUUGAGAUAUCUUUACUUCAUGAAGAGAUUGAAUCACUAGUGUCUUCAUCCGAGCAAAAUAACUGGCGUUGUGAUGGUUCUUGUAGCGGAAAGAUUGCUUUAGAGAAGGAACUCGGAUGCCUCAGGUUUGAACUUGGAUUAGCGAAGGCGAAUUUGGCUAUGAUCCAAGAAAGAGAGAGGUUUGCUUCAUCAAAAGCUAAUGCAUUGAGUGAUGAGAUGCAUUUGGUUAGAAAUGAACUUAAAUUUGCAACUUGUGCAGAAGAAAAAAGCCAAAAGGCCUUGGAUGAUUUAGCGUUAGCGUUGAAAGAAAUUGCUGCUGAAGCUUAUGAGGCCAAGGAGAAACUUAGUGCUUCUCAAUUAGAACUCGAACAAGUAAAAGAUGAGGCAGGACAAUUGAAACAUAUGGUUAGAAACGCCGAGGCUAGGUAUCAAAAACUUUUGAAUGAGGCGAAAAAGGAAACUGAACUACAUAGAGAAACAUCAGACAGAUUAAGGCUGGAGUUUGAUGAGUCACGUUUGGCUGAAAAUGAGACGAGGUACAUAACUUGUAUAAAGAAAGCUGAAGAAGAAAACAAGCUAGCUCAGGAUGAGGCUGCUACACUCGCGGAGUCUCUUAAAGCAGCUGAGCGUAUUACUAGAGCAGCAAAGAGAGAAGUUUACAAAUUGAAGGGCAUAUUGAAACAGGCUAUAAAUGAAGCUGACGCUGCAAAUACUGCUGCUGGCCUAGCUAGAGAUGAAAACAUUCAACUCAAGGAUUCUAAAGCUGAAAAGGAGGAAUCAAUUCGUCUUCUCACUCAAGAGAACGAACGACUUGGGACUAAUGAAGUUGCAGCUCAAGAAAACGUCAAGAAGUUAAAAAGGUUGCUCUCUUCGUCAGCACUCAAAACCAAGGAUAAGGAGCAAGAAGAGGAACAUAAUGUGGAUCCCCAUAUCAAGAAAACUUCCAGCAGUGUAAAUUUGCAACAAGAACAAGGAAAUUUAGAAGCCAAAAUCCAAGAUGAGAAUCUCAAAAAGGCCAAGGCACUUAAGGACACAAUAUUUGAGAUAAAUGAAUCACCAAAAUCAGAGCUCCAUAUACCAAAACAAGUAUCUCAUCAUCGGAGAGCAUCCUCGUUUGCCUUCUCAGAUGAUAGAGGAACACUAAAAACAAAAGACUUAAGCAUGUCUUUGAGCAAAUCUUCGUCAUCACUCAACACCAAGGAUAAGGAACAAGAAGAGGAACAAUAUGAGGAACUCCAAGUUCCGAAAAAGCUCAAGUUGCAACAAGAACAAGAAGAUUUGAAAGAGAAAAUCCAAGAUAAGGAUCCUGAAAAGGCUGAGACACUUGAGAGGUCAAUAAUUGAAUCACCAAAACCUGAGGCAGAUCCCCAUACACCAAAAAAGGUUCCUCUUCAUCGGAUAUCAUCCUCGUCUUCCUCCUCAGAUGAUGGAGGAUCACUAAAAACAGAAGACUCUGUUAGUGAUAGAAGUCUUAUCAGGAGGAAAAGAACGUUGUUUCGAAAAGUUGGUGAUCUCAUAAGGAGGAAAAGUUUUCAUAAAACCAUCCACUGA